AUGCCCCAGCCAGACCACAUCACACCACCGGCCGUCUUCAGGCGCCGCACGAGCUCGUCCGGCUCGUUUCACGCCGGGGCACCGAUUCCCGGCGUCAUAAGCGGUCGCCGCUCGUCCGUGCACAAGUACCAGACUUUUCCGACGGAGCCGCCAAGCACGCCGAGUGGCACCAGGCCCGGCUUGGAGCCCGCGUCCGGCGCGAGCUCCGUCGCCUCGCUGCCGUCGUCGCCGGCCAGCUCCGAGCACGGCGACGACGAUGACGAUGAUGACGACGAAGACGACGAGGAGAAUGGCGAGACGCCGCUGCCGGUGCGGCAGCUCUUGCUACUGGCGUACCUGUCGCUGUGCGAGCAGACGGCGCUCAACUCGCUUGCGCCCUACCUGCCCGAGAUGGUCACUUCGAUGCCCGGCAUGGACGCCGACAAGACGGGAUUUUACCUCGGCGUCGUCGCCAGCUCCUUUGCCCUCGCGCAGCUGUCGACCAACUUUGUCUGGGGCUACUCGUCGGACGUGAUUGGCCGCAAGCCGGUACUGCUCGCGGGCACGUUUGCGCUGAUGGGCUGCUUCUGCGUUUUUGGGCUCUGCACGCGCUACUGGCAGGUUGUCCUGGUCCAGGUGCUCAUGGGCCUGCUCAACGGCAACGCCGCCUGCGUGCCCACCGUGCUCGGCGAGGUCACGGACCGCUCCAACCAGAGCCAGGCGUUUGCCUACCUCCCCAUCAUCUACUCCCUCGGCAGCAUCACCGGCCCGGCUGUCGGCGGCUUCCUCGUCGGCCGUCUGACUCCGGACACGUACCCUUACCUCGCGCCGAACCUGGUGAGCGCGGUGAUGCUCGCCACCGGCUUCCUCGCCGUGCUGCUGUGGUUUGAGGAGACGCUGGACAAGGACAGCCGCGGGCCCGGCAAGCCCCAGUGGCUGCGCAGGCUCACGAGCUGGUACAAGAAGCUGGGUAGCAAGGCCGAGACGAACCGGCGCAAUUCGUGGAGCACGCGGUGGCCUUGCGGCCAGCAGCAGCAGCCUCUUCUUGCCUCUGACUCUUCGUCCGAGGAUGAAACCGAAGUCGAUGGCUUGAACGGCUAUGACGCUAACAAGCCAGGUUACUCGAAACAGGGCAUCUGGAAGGAAAUAUUCAACCCCAUCACGCUGCUGCUCCUUAGCACCUACCUCGUCUUCCAACUCUCCAACAUUAGCUUCAACUCGCUGUACCCAGUCUUUGCGGCGGCCCCGGCUCCGACUGGCCGCGAGCUCAAACCGGGGAAAAUCGGCGCGUUCCUCAGUGCCGCGGGCGUCACGACCAUAGCAUUCCAAGCAUUCGUCUACGGGCGACUGCGAGAAAAGAUUGGAAGCUUGGGUACGUAUCGUUACGCGCUGCUCGGCCUUGCAAUCAGCAUGCUCUUGAUUCCCUGGGUAGGAUACGCCGAUGACGAGCCCCUCUUUGGGAUUGGGAGCGGCAAGCUGUGGCUGUACAUUGAGCUCUGCAUCGUGCUCAUUUUCAAAAACAUUUGCUCCGUCGGUGGCCUCUCGAGCGUCAUGCUGCUGAUUACCAACUCGGCACCUUCACAUGCCAGCCUCGGCACCCUCAACGGCCUCGCGCAGACGCUCUCGGCGCUGGGACGUAGUGUCGGCCCUAUUGUGUCUGGUGGACUGUUUACCAUUUCCGUGCGCAUCCGACCCAAGGGCGAGGCACUCGCAUGGACCGUCUUUGGUGGUCUGGCCUUUAUCGGUUUUGUCGCUGCGCUGUUUAUCCGCGGCGACGGUCUGGAGAGUGAGGACUGGGAAGAAGAGCAUGGCUCCUCUCCAGAAAGCGAAGCAUAG
Messenger RNA from Beauveria bassiana ARSEF 2860, 1815 nucleotides. Its product is annotated as major facilitator superfamily transporter. Gene Ontology annotation, biological process: transmembrane transport. The record is from RefSeq and is a predicted model, not a curated record. Bases 1 to 1815 code for a protein of 604 amino acids. The transcript is spliced from 2 exons. Gene Ontology annotation, molecular function: transmembrane transporter activity. Lineage: Eukaryota; Fungi; Ascomycota; Sordariomycetes; Hypocreales; Cordycipitaceae.